Messenger RNA from Oncorhynchus keta (chum salmon), 972 nucleotides. Its product is annotated as glycine receptor subunit beta-like. Gene Ontology annotation, molecular function: neurotransmitter receptor activity; extracellularly glycine-gated chloride channel activity; transmembrane signaling receptor activity. The transcript is spliced from 8 exons. The record is from RefSeq and is a predicted model, not a curated record. Gene Ontology annotation, biological process: nervous system process; regulation of membrane potential; signal transduction. The coding region runs from base 202 to 972 and encodes 256 amino acids. Lineage: Eukaryota; Metazoa; Chordata; Actinopteri; Salmoniformes; Salmonidae. Gene Ontology annotation, cellular component: neuron projection; postsynaptic membrane; synapse.
UCCCUACCUCCCUCCCUCCGUCUCUCUUCUGACAGAUAUAUCGUCAUUGUGCGAGCAGGCGGAAGGAGCUGGGUUGAACUUGAGAACGGCUCACGAGAGGAGACGGAGGAAAGGACAUGAUGCUGCUGCAGUAACCGACAUCGUUGUUAAAUCAUCGCAGCAACCAGCGUAGCAACCAGCGUAGCAACCAGAGUGUCAAGAAUGGAGCUGAUGAUAGUUAUCCUCCUACUAUCUCUAGCCCAGUCUGCAGAGAGUGGAGGAAAACCAGCUAAGAAAGUCAAGAAGGGAAAGCAAGUCAUAUGUCCUUCACAGCUGUCUGCAGAGGAGAUUGCUCAGGUACCAGCCAACUCCACCAGCAACAUCCUCAACAGGCUGAUGGUGACAUAUGACUCUCGCAUACGACCCAACUUUAAAGGUGUUCCGGUGGAAGACAAGAUUAAUAUGUUUAUCAACAGUUUUGGCUCCAUCCAGGAAACCAACAUGGACUACCGUGUGAACAUCUUCCUGCGUCAGCGGUGGAACGACCCGAGGCUGAAGCUCCCGGCAGACUUCAAAGGAGAAGCGCUGACGGUGGACCCCAAGAUAUUCCAGUGUCUAUGGAAACCAGACCUGUUCUUCGCCAACGAGAAACAUGCCAACUUCCAUGACGUCACGCAAGACAACAUCCUGCUAUUUAUUUUCAGGAAUGGAGACAUUCUCAUCAGCAUGAGGUUGUCAGUGACCCUGUCCUGCCCUCUGGACCUCACUCUGUUCCCCAUGGACACACAGCUCUGCAAGAUGCAACUGGAGAGCUUUGGCUACACCACCAGUGAUAUAUAUUUAUAUAGUGUUGUUAUUGUAGUUGGCUGCACAACCAGACUCUCACAGGACUCUCACAGGACUCUCACAGGACUCUCACAGGACUCUCAACCAAUGUGGAACUACAGGGGAAGGGAAAGCAGGUCCUCCGGCAUUCAGGUGCCCAGUCCGUGA